This is a messenger RNA of Oncorhynchus masou masou (cherry salmon), 2619 nucleotides long. Its product is annotated as ceramide transfer protein-like. Gene Ontology annotation, biological process: ER to Golgi ceramide transport. Gene Ontology annotation, molecular function: lipid binding. The transcript is spliced from 18 exons. Bases 416 to 2284 code for a protein of 622 amino acids. The record is from RefSeq and is a predicted model, not a curated record. Lineage: Eukaryota; Metazoa; Chordata; Actinopteri; Salmoniformes; Salmonidae.
CUCGUUAGCGAUCAUAGUUCAGAGCCAUCUGAAGGGAUUAGCGCUAUGUGUAUUUGAUCGUUGGGGAUAUGGCGCAUUUGAACAGAAGGAAUAUUUUGUCUGCUGCAUUAUGACUGGAUUUCUAGCCAGCUAACUAGCUUUCGCUAAUUGCAUUGCAGAGUCUAUUUCUAUUAAACGUUACGUCGUGUUGCUUAUUGAAACACACAUCCCGCAAGGAAUUGUGAAUUUAGAUUGCAUGCCAGUCUUAACAAGCUACGACAGCUAAGCAAGCCACUCCUGAUUGUCUGAUGUUUUGCUGUCUUAUCGAUUUGGCAACACUCGCUUGGCCACGUCUUAUCAAAUUGUGUAUUUUAGUUUUCUCGUGGUAAACGCCAGCCUCUACCUAGCUAACGUUACCCAACGACUUGGUUGCUAAAUGUCGGAGAAGAGUUCGAACUCGUCGGGCUCCGAUGAAGAUGUGGAUCCCGAAUCUGGGCAUCCUGUUGAACUCGGUGGCGUCCUAAGCAAGUGGACAAACUACAUUCACGGAUGGCAGGACCGGUGGGUAGUGUUGAAGAACAACACUCUGAGCUACUAUAAGUCAGAGGAUGAGCGGGAGUACGGCUGCAGGGGCUCUCUGUGUCUCAGCAAGGCGAUCAUCACACCCCAUGAGUUUGAUGAGUGUCGUAUUGACAUCAGUGUGAACGACAGUGUGUGGUACCUACGGGCAGAGGACCCAGAGCACCGGCUCCGAUGGAUUGACUCCAUCGAACUACACAAGGUGGAGUCGGGGUAUGGUUCAGAGUCCAGUCUGAGGCGUCAUGGUUCCAUGCUGUCUCUCACGUCCGCUGCCAGUGGCUUCUCCGCCACCUCCACCUCCUCCUUCAAGAAGGGCCACAGCCUGCGGGAGAAGCUGGCGGAGAUGGAGACGUUCAGAGACAUCCUGUGCAGACAGGUGGACACACUGCAGAGGUACUUUGACGGCUGUGCAGACGGCGUCUCCAAGGACGAGUUCCAGAGAGACAAAGUAGUGGAGGAGGAUGAAGAUGACUUUCCCACAAGCACGCGUCCCAAUGGUGACUGCCUUCACAACAACAACGGCAGCAAAGAGAAGUUGUUUCUCCCUGCCAGUCCUAAGGGCAUGAAUGGGAUCGAUUUUAAGGGCGAGGCCAUCACUUUUAAGGCCACUACAGCUGGGAUCCUGUCUACCCUGUCCCACUGCAUCGAGCUCAUGGUGAAGAGGGAGGACAGCUGGCAGAAGAGGCUGGACAAGGAGCUGGAGAAGAGGAGGAGGGUGGAGGAUGCUUACAAGUUGGCCUUGAGUGAACUGAAGAAGAAAUCUCACUAUGGAGGCCCCGACUACGAGGAGGGUCCUAACAGCCUCAUCAAUGAGGAGGAGUUUUUUGAUGCGGUGGAAGCUGCCCUGGACAGACAAGACAAGAUAGAGGAACAGUCUGAGAAGGUGAGGAUACCCAGACUGACCCCCGUCCCCCCAGGAGACGCAUACUCCGUCAUCGGAACACACCGCUUUGCCAAACAGCCCCAUAGCUACUCUUCCUCCCUGUCCUCUGUUGAAUUAGUCAGUGCCUCAGAUGAUGUUCACAGAUUCAGCGCACAGGUGGAGGACGUGGUUCAGAAUCACAUGACCUACUCCCUGCAGGACAUGGGUGGCGACGCCAACUGGCAGCUGGUGGUGGAGGAGGGCGAGAUGAAGGUGUACAGGAGAGAGGUGGAGGAGAACGGCAUCGUUCUGGACCCUCUGAAAGCCACCCAUGCAGUGAAGGGUGUGACCGGACACGAGUUGUGCCACUACUUCUGGGACACGGAUGUACGCAAUGACUGGGAGACCACCAUUGAAAACUUUAACGUGGUGGAGACGCUCUCAGACAAUGCUGUUAUAGUCUACCAGACACACAAGAGAGUAUGGCCUGCCUCUCAGAGGGAUGUCCUCUACCUAUCAGCUAUCAGGAAAAUCCUGGCGACCAAUGAGAAUGAUCCAGACACGUGGCUGGUCUGCAACUUCUCUGUAGAUCACGACAACGCCCAGCCCACCAACCGGUGUAUCCGUGCCAAAAUCAACGUGGCCAUGAUCUGCCAGACCCUGGUGAGCCCUCCAGAGGGCAACAAAGAGAUCAGCAGGGACAACGUCCUCUGUAAGAUCACGUAUGUGGCCAACGUGAACCCUGGAGGCUGGGCCCCUGCCUCAGUCCUCAGAGCCGUGGCCAAGAGGGAAUACCCCAAGUUCCUCAAACGCUUCACCGGCUACGUCCAGGAGAAGACCAGUGGAAAACCUAUCCUCUUCUAAAUCUCACCGGUGUUGGAAGGCAAAACACCGUUUUGUCCUGAAGAGAUAUGGCUACAUUUCCCAUCAUUCAAUGGGCUCCCACAGACUACAUUACCCAUUCAUCUGUCAACUGGAAUUUCUUUACAAAUCAUCCAGAAUGUUUCAGAUGAAAUAAUCGUAUGACUGAUUUAGGGCUUUAAUCCAUCAGUAGUUGCGAGCCACCUGAGCCACAAAAACAUUGUUAAACUGUCCAUGGAUGUGUUUGUAUAUAAAUUCAAGAAUUUCUGAAUCGACAGAACCAAUCUUUUUGUAAAUUGUUUUGUAAAUAAUUUCCAAUUAUAUUAUUUUGGACUAUA